AUGGACCGGCGUCAGGGGAGCAGCCUUACAUCUGACGGGCAGGGCAAAGGUUACGGGAAACACCUGUCAAGCCAGGAUGAGAGCAAAUGCUUGCAGAAAGCACUGUCCUCUAUGGGAGCGCGGUUGGCCAAGGCGGAAAAACAAAGGCAGGAGAAGGGUAAAGAACAUCAUCGCUUUCUUUACACAUCCUUCAUCCUUCUGGACCGCAUACGCGACCUGGUAGCCACCAGUUGUGGGUUCGAGGACUCAAGUUGGAUGCAUAUGCUGUACAAGAUGGAGAAGGAACCCGACCGUGACUGGGCAAAGUAUGCACAGGAGUCACUGGCUGAGAUAAGCGACGACGAAAUCCCACUCGAAAUCCCACUCGAGGAGUUACGUUACAUUCUUACCGAUUUACAUGAUCCCCCUGAUAUUGAUAGGAUACCUACACUUGUACGGUGGAGGAAUGAUUUCUGCAAAGAACACGAAAAUUGA
Molecule: messenger RNA, 474 nt
Organism: Sparassis crispa
Lineage: Eukaryota; Fungi; Basidiomycota; Agaricomycetes; Polyporales; Sparassidaceae
Exons: 2
Coding region: 1-474 (157 amino acids)
Source: RefSeq, a predicted model, not a curated record